CUUGAAUCUUCAUUUCUGCAAAAACCAUUUCGAUAGCCAUUAAUUAUCAUUCUUUCACUGGUCUUCUCAAACUCAGUAAGCAAUUAAAAUGGCAGUUUCCGAUGAGUAUAGAGUUCUCACAAAAGCAUUCUCAGGGCUGGGAGUGGAUGAGAAGGCGUUCGUUUCAAUUCUGGGGAAAUGGGAUCCAAAGCAGAGGCAAUUCUACAGGAAGAGCAGUCAUGAAUUCUUCAGGGACGAUGAACGCCAAUUCGAGAGGUGGGAUGAACAUCAUGUCCUCCAACUCAGGCAAGAGUUUUUACGUCUCAAGGAUGCGGUGGUGCUAUACACAUUGCAUCCGUGGGAAAGAGAUGCCCGCUUGUUAAAGGAAGCAUUGGUGAAGGGACCUCAACUCGAUCUGCUCAUAGAGACGGCAUGCACAAGGCCGUCUGAUGAGCUUUUGGGAGCAAGAAGAGCUUACCAUUCCCUCUUUGAACACUCCAUUGAGGAAGACAUAGCCUUCCACAUCAAAUCCCCAGAAAGAAAGCUUCUGGUUGCACUUGUGAGCUCAUACCGCUAUGAAGGACCGAAAGUGCAUGAAGAUGUUGCAAAAUCAGAGGCUAAAGUGCUGGUUAAUGCCUUAAAAACUGCUGAUGAGAGCAAGAGCCUUGUUGGAGAUGAGGAGAUUGUAAGAAUACUGGCAACCAGAAGCAAGUUGCACCUCAUGUCUGUAUACAAAUAUUACAAGGAUUUCACCGGAAACUUUUUGGAUGAGGAUCUUAAUGGCCGCUGGGCAUUAAAACAAACGGUGCAAUGCCUUUGCGCUCCUCAAGUGUAUUUCAGCAAGAUAUUGGAUGUGUCGUUGAGAAUGGGGGUAGAGGAGGCUGCUAGAGACGCAGUGACUCGAGUGAUUGUCACACGAGCGGAUGAGGACAUGAAGCACAUCAAACAAGAGUAUCAACGCAAGUAUGGGGUUUCUUUGUCGGACAAGAUUGAAGAAGUUGGCAAUGGCAGCUAUAAGGAUUUCUUGCUCACUUUAGUCGCAAAAGCAGAAUGAUUCAGUUAACAUUUUGACUUACAUUAAAUAUUUUAUUUAAUAUUUCAUGGAUGCCUUUUCUCCCCCUGCAAUGUUACAUGACUUUUGUAAUUUCAGUUGAAUGAUGAAUGAAUAAUAAUGAACAAUAUUGAUACAUUAUUACUAUUAUCAAACUACAAUAUGUAGAGGUGGAUUAAGAACCUGAAAAGGUUCUUUAUUCUUUCCAAUGGGUGUGCCA
Molecule: messenger RNA, 1250 nt
Organism: Cuscuta epithymum
Lineage: Eukaryota; Viridiplantae; Streptophyta; Magnoliopsida; Solanales; Convolvulaceae
Source: the annotation of a GenBank genome assembly